Molecule: messenger RNA, 684 nt
Organism: Dermacentor silvarum
Lineage: Eukaryota; Metazoa; Arthropoda; Arachnida; Ixodida; Ixodidae
Product: ATP-binding cassette sub-family C member 3
Exons: 5
Coding region: 1-684 (227 amino acids)
Biological process (GO): transmembrane transport
Cellular component (GO): membrane
Molecular function (GO): ATP binding; ATP hydrolysis activity; ATPase-coupled transmembrane transporter activity
Source: RefSeq, a predicted model, not a curated record
AUGGUCUCCAAUGUUGGAGUGGUGGGCCGUACCGGUGCUGGCAAGUCCUCCCUUGUUCUCGCGCUUCUGCGCAUGCUCAAGCCUUCCGAAGGCCAGAUCCUCAUCGACGGCGUCAACAUCGCCAACGUGCCACUUCGCAAGCUACGCAGGAGCAUCACAGUCAUCCCGCAGGACCCAAGCCUUGUGAGAGGGACGUUGCGAACAAACCUGGACCCUACAAAUUCUCACUCUGAUGCGGAAAUCUGGGAAGCCUUGACACGGUCCCACCUUUCUGACGUCGUGUCGUCUAACCCGAGAGGGCUCCUUUUGGAGACUACUGAUGGCGGCACAAAUCUCAGUGUGGGCCAGCGGCAGCUGGUGUGCCUGGCGCGGGCCCUCCUGCGUCAAUCCAAGGUACUGCUGCUGGACGAGGCCACAUCACAGAUGGACGGUGACACAGACCGUCUGAUCCAGGCCACCCUCAGGGACGCCUUCGCCAACUGCACCCUUCUCACCAUCGCGCAUCGUAUCCACACUGUCCUGGACUACGACAGGAUUCUUGUGUUAGAAGAAGGGAAAGUCAGAGAAUUCGACUCCGUGACCACGCUUCUCUCUGACACAUCAUCUGCAUUGUACUGCAUGGCUGCGGAAGCUGGCAUCCGUGGUGCAGUAAACAGAACGGACCUGAUCACUGCUACAUUGUGA